This is a messenger RNA of Oncorhynchus nerka (sockeye salmon), 5173 nucleotides long. Its product is annotated as ubiquitin-conjugating enzyme E2 Z-like. Bases 336 to 1526 code for a protein of 396 amino acids. The record is from RefSeq and is a predicted model, not a curated record. NCBI's taxonomy places the organism in Eukaryota, Metazoa, Chordata, Actinopteri, Salmoniformes, Salmonidae. The transcript has 7 exons.
UAUUCUGUGCUGUGGAGAGGAAAUGGUUAUUGAAAACCGAAGAAAAAAGCUAAGCGAUAAACAGGCUGAAACCGCAAACUGCGUUGGUGACUGGUAAUAUAUUAUAGCAUGAACUUUUCGACGGACAGUUUGUAGGUUCUUAAGACAUAGCGAAACACGAUUAGCUACUUUUGGAGGUGAGAAGAAAGGCAUACAAUGCCGUGGGAGCGCUUUUUGUCAUCUUCGGCUCUCCUUGCUCUUCCUCAUUUACCGACUGCGUGAGGACGGACUCAAAACAAGAAACUACUGUAUCGAUAACUGAAGCUAGCUAUAACCUGAACACGUGCUAAUUUACAAUGGCGGAUAGCGUGGGAGAGGUUGCUAAUGGUGAAAUUGGGUUAGGUGUUGGUAGUCAGGGAAAUGGAGCUCCGCUGUUGCCGAGUUUGGGUAAUUCUCUGCCGGGCCACUCGACGAGUGGAGCUAACCCGGCCUCGCCAUCCCCAGCAGCGGCUGCGGAGACUGGCCUAGCCGUCAUGGCCCCUGGAGCCGCAACUACCUCAGCCAUGGGGACUGGGAGCGGGUUUGGAGGUGCAGGUACUCUUAGCGCGGUAGUGGGCUCUGCCAUUCCAAUACCCACCUACUCGGCCACCAAUGCUCUGCCGGGCGGUAUCGGUUUGGGGGUGGCCGGAGCGGGCCUCUUGUCCCAGAUUCACGCAACGUCCUGGGACCCAACACUGAGUACCGACUGGGACAACGAGAAGACGUCCCAGCAAUGCAUUCUCCGAAUCAAAAGGGAUAUAAUGUCCAUCUACAAGGAGCCUCCCCCGGGUAUGUUUGUAGUUCCUGACCCUCACGACAUGACUAAGAUCCAUGCCCUCAUCACAGGACCCUUCGACACGCCCUACGAGGGAGGCUUCUUCCUCUUUCUGUUCCGCUGCCCCCCGGACUACCCCAUCCACCCCCCACGGGUCAAGCUCAUCACCACUGGCCAAAACACUGUGCGCUUCAACCCCAACUUUUACCGCAACGGCAAAGUAUGCCUCAGCAUCCUCGGGACUUGGACAGGGCCAGCAUGGAGCCCGGCCCAAAGCAUCUCCUCAGUUCUGAUCUCCAUCCAGUCUCUGAUGACUGAGAACCCUUACCACAAUGAGCCAGGCUUUGAACAGGAGAGACACCCGGGGGACAGCAAAAACUACAAUGAGUGCAUCCGCCAUGAGACCAUGCGUGUGGCUGUAUGUGACAUGCUGGAUGGGAAGGUGCCCUGUCCAGAAGCCCUGUGGAGUGUGAUGGAGAAAUCAUUCCUGGAGUACUAUGACUUCUACGAGGGGGUCUGCAAAGAGAGACUACACCAACAGGGACAGAACAUGCAGGACCCUUUUGGAGAGAAGAGGGGUCGCUUCGAUUACCAGGGCCUACUGGCACGCUUGAGUGCCACCCAGAGGCGCAUACGGGAGAAGUGCCCACCGGAGGACAACGAUGAGCACUCGGACUCGGACACCAGCUCCUCAGGCACAGACCCAGAUAGCCAGGGCAGCUCCCAGCCUUAGCCACCAGAUGGCGCCACACUACUAUUUUUCUGUUUCUCCCUUUCUGUUUUUGCAGGAUGGUUUUGGCACAAGCGAGAUGUUGGAGGGGGGGAAAGGCUUGAUAUCAGGAAGCACUUAUGAUACAAAGGCAGGGGAUAGCUAAUGACUGUUUUGAUUGGUUCUUUUUCCUUCCCCUGCAAUCAUAAGUGCCUUUUGAUUUAAUUAUUUGUGUUUAUUUUUCAACUGUUGUGAGUAAACAAUGCUAGUGUUGAGGGAGUUUGGCUUGUAGAAAUGGACACUAGUUGUUUUGAAAGCAAUUUGUCAUAUUCUGCCUUUAGUUGUCUUGUUUUCCCACGCCUGAUUGAAUUAGGAAGUAGAGGGGAAAUCUGAGAUUGCCCAUUCUCAAUAUUCAGUCAGUACAACCACAUCGAUCGUAUAAAUCAGAUCACCAACUUCUAUUCUUUCAUACAUCGGUACAUACACCUGACUAUCCACUUCUAAAGUCCCAUUGUCUCUUAUGAUCUUUCCUUUAUCUGAACAGUACUUAAUACAAUUAUGAAAAGUCAUAAUUACGUUAUGAAUUCAUAAUGAAUUGCAUUUGUUUUAAAAAAUCAUUUAAACUCCACUAAUGCCUAGUACAAAAUAUGUACAGUUGUGGCCAAAUAUGUAGGCACCUUUGCACUUUACAGUGGAACAGAUUGUACUAGUGGUUAAAGCUUUGAGGCCAGUAACUGAAAGGUUGCUGGAUUGAAUCCCCGAGCUGACAAGGUAAAAGUCUGUCAUUCCCCCCUCCACACCUCUCUGAUUCAGAGGGGUUGGGUUAAAUGGGGGACACACAUCUCAGUUGUACAACUGACAAGGUAUCCCCCUUUCCCUUUAAUAUUUCUUAUUUUCAAAACUGGUUGGGUGGCUAUUUUUUUUUUUACCCUGUAGGCACUUGCAAUUUAUGACAAGUGAGGAAAAAUUACACAUCACUUGCCUCCAACCAAAUUUAUUAGAAUUCCAAUAAUGACUUUAAAAUCAAAAUUUCAGUUUUGAUAAAAACAUGUCUUGGUCCUGUGCAGAUGUAAAUCAAACAAAUAUAGGUGUGAACUUAUUUGAUAAGAAAAUAGUGAAUCGUUCAAGGGUGCCAAUAUAUUUGUCUGUGUGUGUAUAUGUGCGCACAGCGAGAGAUUUUAUUAUGGUCUGUGGGCAGUGUCUUCAAAUAAUUUUCUGUUGACCGAAUGCUAAAGCCUGCAUGGGAAGGUUUUUUUUCUCCCCUAUGCAUGACAACAAUGCUCUCUGAAUCAAUGUUUGAUGUGUAUGAUUAUCAUUGAGCUAUAAUGUUGUAGGUUAAGCUUUUUCAAGAGAUGGUUUUCUUCUCUGAUGCUAAAAUGCUGGUAGACACUAAUAGGAAUGCCAAGAAAGCCAGAUUUGCCAUUUGACCUGUCCCAUUAAACCAAUGCAACGUUUUCCAUUGCAUUUUUCAUUGGAAGGCAGUGGACUGGUGCCUCUUCAGCUCCAUUUAGCAGAGUCGGCCGUUACCAAACAGUCACAGACCUGUGUUAGACCUCCAUGGUGUCACCUUUUCAGUCAUCUGAAAGCCACCGCCAGGAUUUCAAACGAGCCAUGGGAAAUGUUUUAUGAUGGUAACAAGAAAUACCGGACACCUGCUUCAAGGCCGUGUGAACUUUCUUUUAGAGUUUUCGCCUGCGAUGGGUUUCUGUAGAUUGGUUUGUAGAAUGAUCUUAUGUCGGUUUUGGCCAUUUUUUAAGCGCUAAAAUGUUUUACGUUGGCUUACAUAUAUGGUGUCAGAAGUGCGUUCCACAGGUUGACACAGUCUAAGGUACAAGUUCUCUAUAAACCUAACCUGGCAGUAAGAUUGACAACACAAACGGAAAAUGGAGUUCAGGUGACCAAGGAGGAUAAAAAAAAAAUGUUUUUACGGUAAACCGUAUGACCCGUUAGAACCAGUGGUCUUUUCUGCUGUAAGGAGUAGAUCUUAUUUUUUCAUAUUGAUGUGGAGUUGUUAUUCUUGCUUUGAAAGACAUAAAGUCAGAUCCCCUUUCGAGACUUCGGCCCGAGCCACAAUCGUUUGUCUCUUGAAUCGUCCCCCUUCAAAGUGUCACGAAACUUUGUGCCUAUCAGCCAGUGCAGCUCACCAAUAACCUCUACUGAGGCCUCAAAGGCUCUUCAUCGUUCUGGUUUUAUCAAAACUGCCUAAAGGUAUAGGGGGCUGAACGCCUCUACUGUGUCACUUGGUUUGUAAUCCUAUCUAGCAAGGUGCAAAGAAUUAUACCUUUGUCUUCAGUCCUUAUUGCAUUUUGAAACUACGCACUCAGGAUACAACAAAACCUCUUGCUUUGUAAUGGACUGUCUGGACCACAAUCUACUGUCUAAUUGAGGGGGCCAGCUCCAGUGAAGAUUGGCACCCAAAACAGGACCGGACCACACCCUUCUUUUCCUCUCAUGGACAUGUUUUUCUAUUCCCUCCCAUCUGGGUGCAUUUCUGCUCAGUUCCUUCAGUCGAUUGGGACUUCCUCUCACAGGAAAUAAUGUUGGAUUUAAUAAAUCUCAUAUUUGAGAUAAUACUGCUAACUUUGUUUGCGAAGUAUGACAAAAAUAAUCUAUAUGUUUAAUGUAUGAAUCUACUGCAAAUGAAACUAUUCAAGCAAAUAUCCUACUGGCCAGCUCCACUGCAAAUUAGUAGGUGUGAGAUGACACUUCAUGCUAAAUAUAGCAACCAGUCAGUUUGAAGCCUUGUUAUGGUUUGGUGUGUAUAUUCCUGUAUCAUUCUGAUGGGACCCUUCUAUUAUGUCCCUUGUCUGAUGGUUUGUGCCCCCAACCCAGAGUAUCGAUCGGAAUUCCUUUUACUAAGGCAUUUUCAAUCGAUAAUGGUAUUUGCAUUUAGGUGUUUUCAGGAAGUGAAGUAUGUAAAGUGUAGAAACUUCUAGAAUAAAUGUUGGCAAGGCCAUGGGCAUAAUUAAAAAUAAUAAUAAUAAAACAGGGAGAGCUCAUCGAUCUCAAUGAGUUAAGUAACAUUUGUAUUGAGGCCCAUUGCGUUAGAUGUCUCAGUAUCUCCUGACAUUCAAUCUAUGUCAUUUUUUUAUGAGAGAUACUAAAAUAUACUGCAUCUUUUCCUCAAGAUUGAAUAGGACUUGGGAUGGUGUAGAGUAGACCACAUUGCUUCUUAGCUAGCUACCAGCAAUGUACAGGGCUGCUAAAUCUAGCUGCCACAUAGAGCUGUUGCUCUACGACAGGGUUUCGCCAACACGGUCCUGGGCCCCUCCCCCCUUGGUGCACAUCAUGUUUUUUUGCCCUAGCACUACACAGCUGAUUUAAAUAACCAACUCAUCAAGCUUUGAUUACUUGAAUCAGCUGUGUAGUGCUGGGGCAAAAAAAUACGUGCCCCCAGGACCAUGUUUGGGGAAACCCUGGCCAUCCCACAAGGGUGCUCAACACUCUAAUGGCCAUUCAUUCUCAGUCAAGGGUAAGUGAAUGGUUUACACCUUUUUGAGUUGACAGAAGAUGUGGGACCCAUUUUAGGCCUUGACUUCCAGGCCAAGGCAUUAGUCCCAGGACUUUCACCACCAAGUUUAUGCAAGACUAUUUUCAUCUGACUUCAUCUCUGUUUUCAUUAUAUUGUGUUUGUAAAAAAAAAUAUAUAUAAUAAAAUAUACCAAUGGCUA